Molecule: messenger RNA, 1122 nt
Organism: Saccharomyces eubayanus
Lineage: Eukaryota; Fungi; Ascomycota; Saccharomycetes; Saccharomycetales; Saccharomycetaceae
Gene: SET6
Product: Set6p
Exons: 1
Coding region: 1-1122 (373 amino acids)
Cellular component (GO): nucleus
Molecular function (GO): protein binding
Source: RefSeq, a predicted model, not a curated record
AUGACUAUUGAUGAGGAUGUGCGGGAAAUUUCCCCAUAUUUUCAGGUAAGGCAAACUACAUGGGGAGGUAGGGCUUGUUUUAGUAGCAGUAAUAUUCCUGAAGGAACAACAGUUUUGCAAGCUGCUCAUUUCACAGGAUCAUCCAUUUCCUACGAAUUUAGAAAGGAAGUUUGCCACAAUUGUUUCGCGUACGAUAAUGCGAGAACCAUGAAGUACAAACUGAACUAUGAUUCUAUUAAAAAUCUGAUCUGCGGAGCGGGUUGUCAGAUCAAUCCCCAAAAGUUCCUCGGCGCUGGAUUAUGGUUUUGCUCGGAAUGUUGCAGAGAUUCUUAUCUUCAAAUACCGAAUAUCGUUGAACUGAUCGAGUUUUAUGAGAUAUUAUUGCGCCAUUUCCCAAAUAUGUUGAAAAGAUAUAAUACUACUACCGAACAAGAGACAAAAUUAAAUACCGUCUCGAUUUCAGAAAGCAUUAUACAGUCUGCAUGGGACGAAAUUGAAAACGAUUGGAUACCAAGCAUCGAUAACAUGAAAGGAACCAAAAAAAUAAACCAAUUACCACCAAUUUCAGAAGACGAGUACUGUUGUAUUAGGUUUGUUUGCGAAAGUUUGUUUAAUUUGAAACACAUGGACCCUCAGUCUAUAACGCAACGAACUUUCAAUAUGCUGCAAUCCAAUGAGCUUGGUAAAAUAUCGAGAUUUCCUGUCUUGUUACAUUUCCAAAAGCUAGUGUUUCAAACACUCUACAUUCUGUUACCUUCACAUUUGCACAAAAUGCUCACAAUACCAUUGUUAAGACAUAUUUUAGGUACAGAAUAUGGGAACGCAUUCGGCAUAUGGCAAGACGGUGAAGCUGCUGAAAGUAGAGAGUAUUUUGGUUACUGGGUAUUCCCAGAGGCCUCUUACUUCAAUCAUUCUUGCAAUCCCAAUGUGACUAAAUAUCGCAAAGGUAAUUCAAUGGUGUUCAAGGUCAAUAAAGACAUCAAAGAAAACGAGCAGAUAUGUAUAGAUUAUUCCGGAGUGUUGGCCGUACCAACUAAAAAGCGUCGGAAGUUUUUGGCUGACAGCUGGUUUUUUGAUUGUGCUUGUGAGAGGUGUAACUCAGAAUUGCAAUCUGUCCAUUAA